Molecule: messenger RNA, 361 nt
Organism: Sinocyclocheilus grahami
Lineage: Eukaryota; Metazoa; Chordata; Actinopteri; Cypriniformes; Cyprinidae
Product: formin-2
Exons: 5
Coding region: 44-361 (105 amino acids)
Source: RefSeq, a predicted model, not a curated record
AGCCAAAGCAGAGCUGGAGCUCCAGGAAAAACAGCUCGCUGACAUGCAGAGCAUUUUUCUGGAGCUGAGCAUGUUUUUCUCGGUCAAGCCUAAGGCGGGAGAGAAGGAGGUUUCACCAAACACAUUCUUCACAGUGUGGCAUGAGUUUUCGUCAAAUUUUAAGGAGCUGUGGAAGAGAGAGAAUAGAUGCCUACUGCAGGAGCGCUGCAGAAGAGACUUUCAGACAAGCUCGAGAGAAGGCUACCUACAGCGUAAAACCAAAACAUGCAUCAGGGAUAAAAGCCAAGCUGGGACAGAAGACGUGAAUUUCUGCUGUACCGAAUCUAACAAAACUCCUUUGAAAAAAACAGCGUCUCCUUGA